Messenger RNA from Lolium perenne, 1492 nucleotides. Its product is annotated as cinnamoyl-CoA reductase 1-like. Gene Ontology annotation, molecular function: oxidoreductase activity, acting on the CH-OH group of donors, NAD or NADP as acceptor. Lineage: Eukaryota; Viridiplantae; Streptophyta; Magnoliopsida; Poales; Poaceae. The record is from RefSeq and is a predicted model, not a curated record.
UCAAAACAUAGGAAUACGCCUAAGUGUCCAGCAUAAAUGAGCCCAGCUCACUUUUGUUUUUGCUCUAAUUUACCAAAAAAUGGAAAAAAUUGCCUUGCUCUAUCACUGCAGAAGCCCUAAAGCAUAGAUUCGCCAAAAUUCGAGGACCAAACGGAGAAAGAUGUAAAAGAAAUUCUGAACUCCGCGCAACUGCCGACUGCCGCCCACCUCAGCGCAGCUUCGCGAGAUGCUCAACAACCAAACUCGGCAGAGCAGACAGCACAGAGCAGAGGAGGGAGCAGUUAGCUAGUAGAGCUGUAGAAGCGGCGGAGAAAAGGUAAGAACAUGGAGGCCGCGGCGAGGAAGAGCGUGUGCGUGACCGGAGCAGGAGGCUUCAUCGCGUCGUGGCUCGUCAAGCUCCUCCUCUCCAAGGGCCACUACACCGUUCGCGGCACAGUGCGCGAUCCUGGUGAUGCUAAGAACGCCCAUCUCAAGGCUCUAGAAGGCGCCGACGAAAGAUUGCAGCUUGUCAGGGCUGACCUGCUGGACUAUGACAGUGUAGCGUCAGCGAUUGCAGGCUGCGAGGGCGUCUUCCAUGUUGCCUGCCCUGUCCCUUCUGGCCGAUUAACCAACCCAGAGGCAGAGAUCAUAGCUCCUGCUGUAACAGGCACACUGAACGUGUUGAAGGCCUGCCAUGAGGCAAAAGUUAAGCGAGUUAUCAUGGUCUCUUCGGGCGCUGCUAUCGUCGCUAAUCCUAGCUGGCCUGAGGGCAAAGCCUUUGAUGAAGACAGCUGGUCAGACGAGGACCACUGCAGAAAGAAUGGAGAUUGGUAUUACCUAUCCAAAACGCUGGCAGAGCGUGAGGCUUUUGCUUAUGCAGCAAAAACUGGGUUGGACAUCGUAACUAUUUGCCCAUCAUUGGUAAUUGGACCCUUGAUGCAGUCUACAGUAAACUCUAGCAGUAAAGUACUUCUUAAUUAUUUCAAAGGAGAACAUGAGACUGUAGAAAAUAAACUCAGGAAUGUAGUGGAUGUUCGUGAUGUUGCCGAUGCUCUUCUUCUGUCAUAUGAAAAAUCAGAUAUGUCUGGACGGUACAUCUGCAAUUCACCUCCAGUAAAAGUCUCUGAUAUGAUAAAUAUUCUGAAGACCUUAUAUCCAACUUAUACUUAUCCGAAAAGCUUUACUGAAGUGGAAGACAAUAUGAUUUUUAGUCCGGAGAAACUCCAGAAGCUAGGGUGGACCUUCAGGCCUCUAGAGAAGACCCUGAGAGACAGCGUUGAAUCCUACAGAGCAUCUGGUGUCCUAAACUGAGCAUCCAACUACAACUGGGACAAGUUUGGCUGUUUAUACUUGCAAAUUCUUUCUGAUUCAUGUAAACAGUGAAACAAAAUAAGUUGGUGACACAAUCAUCAAGAGAAUCAUGUUGCCAUAGAAAAAAUAAAUAUUUUGUGUGAAACAUAUUUUCACUCAGAUGGCCGAACCUGUUUAAGUAUGAAUAUGUUGCAUGUUUUUA